Messenger RNA from Cooperia oncophora, 192 nucleotides. NCBI's taxonomy places the organism in Eukaryota, Metazoa, Nematoda, Chromadorea, Rhabditida, Trichostrongylidae. The record is from the annotation of a GenBank genome assembly.
AUGUCAGGUAGGAAGAAGGCACUUCUGAAGGUGAUUAUACUCGGUGACUCCGGCGUAGGCAAGACAUCGUUGAUGAAUCAGUAUGUGAAUCGGAGAUUCAGCAAUCAAUAUAAGGCCACAAUAGGUGCGGAUUUCCUUACUAGAGAUGUACAAAUUGACGAUCGCACUGUGACAUUACAGGUAAAUUCUUAA